Blepharisma stoltei is the source of this 1436-nucleotide messenger RNA. NCBI's taxonomy places the organism in Eukaryota, Ciliophora, Heterotrichea, Heterotrichida, Blepharismidae. The record is from the annotation of a GenBank genome assembly.
AUGAAAAUAUUGCCUAGAAAGAUUUUACCUCCAUAUCCUUACCAUAUACAUCCUAAGGCAAUCAUCCAAGAUUUAGUUGACUUCCCGUUGCAAUUCUACUCAAAAGACAUUGAUUUAAAGAAUAUAUAAAAGGAGAUCGAAGCAAACUGAAUUCUUGAGACAAUUUAUUCAAAUCUCAAGGUCAAGGCGAAAUAGGCGAGAAAUCAGUCGUGAUAUAGUUCAGACAAAUGGAUUAUGUAUAUCUAAGGGAGUUUUAAUUUGGUCCCUGUGGUUGGAAAGAGAUAACCUGGCAACGUCCUUCAGGACCGAAGGUGGAUCUCACACCGCAAUUCCAUGUGUUGUGACCUUUACCACAACGGUCAACCCGUUUUCUAGUAGUUUCUAGAGUAGGCACCUACCCAUUGACUUUACUUGACUAGAUCAAGCUAUCCCAGAGACACGUGUCAAGGUGCAGAUAUCCGUAAUCUGCUACAGGUAUCUACUCGGCUCAAGUUCGAAGAAACCCUAAUUCUAGUUUUACACGGCAUCAGUAGCUAGAAGAUACCGCAUUCGACUUGUUGACAAAUUGUUGGAGUUGAGCACAGUUACGCUCCCUAGGGGGAUCCUUGGCGGCUGCAUUAACACUGGGGUAAGGUCUUUCAGUAAUUAAGAUUAAGUCUCUAAAUAAUAUUGAUAGAAUUUUAAACUAUUUUCAUGCCAAAAUGCUCAAAGAUGCAAGUCGUAGCUGUGGAUUAUUCUUAUCUUUACUUGCAAAUAAUAGAAUUCAAGACCUAGAAGAUCUAUGUGAAUGAAACUUGUAUAAAAAAAUCAAGGAUUCAAUGAUAUCUUUUAAAGGUCAAGGGUACGCAAUUAAAUCAAUUGGAGAUAUAGAAAGGUCCAAAACAAUAUAUUUAGGUAGAACCAAAUAUAUAGGUAAUUUGCUUCCUUAUCGAAACUUGAAUUUGCCAAAAUCCAACUAUAAAAUUCUCCAAAAUAGUUUGCCUGAUUUUCGUAAAAAUCGUGAAUAUUAUUCUUUUAGGUUUUUCUCUAAACAUUUACAAGGAUAUAAAGAUCGUGGCUAUGACGAUAAAAUGUACUCGCUUGACUUGAAGAACCUUAAUAAGCUAGACGAUAUAUCACCAUUUAAAGAACAUUUAGCAAAUCUAAGGAUGGCCUUGAAAUUUCGAUCAAUUCAUAUGUAUGUUUUGGACGUAGGCUUUACUAGUUCCUUUAAACUGCUAGUAGUAGACAAAGAUGGGAAUAUUGUGGAAGGAGAUGAAAACCCAGAAAAAUUAGAGUUUCACUCUUUCAGAUUGGAAAGGGUUAUGCAUAAUAAAUGAUUUUUCAAGAAAUCAAGAAGAGCUGAGUGAAUGAAAUCGAAUUUUAAAGGAAUUUUUAAUGAAUUUACUAUUAGUGAUGUAGAUGGGUUUAUGGAUGGAAACCCAUUUACUAAAUAA